Aspergillus affinis is the source of this 4416-nucleotide messenger RNA. RefSeq names its product DUF3433 domain-containing protein. Lineage: Eukaryota; Fungi; Ascomycota; Eurotiomycetes; Eurotiales; Aspergillaceae. The record is from RefSeq and is a predicted model, not a curated record. The transcript is spliced from 3 exons. The coding region runs from base 1 to 4416 and encodes 1471 amino acids.
AUGGUAGUACCGUCGGAACCAAGUGCAUACUUCAACUACCGGUCAUUAGACUCUCGCAGAACUGAUUUUUCAACGGCUUCGCUGUCGGACGUCUCCUCGCUUCAUUCCUCGACAUCGGAGAGAAACCAUGACACCGUGAACAGAGCGCGUAGCCCCUCUCCUGAAUACCAUUACGUCGAUCAUGAUCGCCAAAUAAGAGACGACUUGCAACCUGAUAGGACACCCAGAAAUACAGGCCCUCAUUCUGCGCGCCCAUCAGAUUCGGAUCCGUAUCUUCUUGGUCCUUCGACAGAGCGAAGCCGCGGCUACGCAACCUGGCUUCCUCGUACAUUUGGACAUCUUUAUUUGGGUGCGCUGAGUAUCCUCGCUUUGGCGUUGUGUCUGGUCAUAGCCCUCUUGCUCUGGCGAUCUGAAACGAAUUACGGGUUGGGGAACGAUCAUGGCUCCUCCGCUGUUCUUUUCGGUUGGAGAUUCAGUCCCACUCUAGUGGCCGUGAUUUACAUACAAUUCACUGCUAUGCUAUUUGACGAUGUAAAGCGUACAGAGCCGUACGCUCGCCUGGCACGACCAGACGGAGCAGCGGCAUCUUCAAGUAUUCUCCAAUCUCCGGGAGUUUGGUGGAAUGCCCUCCACGAUGGUCUUUCCAAAAAGAAGAAUGGAGGUCAUUCUCGAAGCUGGAUCCUCACAAGCGCCGCGCUAGUUAACAUUUUGGGGUUUCUUGUCAUCUCGCCUCUGUCAUCAGCAUUGCUAACCUCCGAAGAUGUGGCCGUUCCUCACAGCAGAGAGUUUGCUCGCCUGACACCGCAUUUUAACUCGCCUCUGCCCCUUGAUACGGAUCGCACCACUCGCUUUCGAACAAUUAGUCAUGUCCUCCAGAAUGUGACAACGUCCCCGUGGGUUACUGAUAGCUACACUAUGCUUCCUGUGUGGCCGGCUGAUUGGCCAACUGCGCCUAUUGGCUCGUUGUCGUCGACCUCUUCUCAGUCAUGGCAGGUUGAGACAACGAUGUUUAGAAGUAACCUUACCUGCGACAAGAUGACCUUGGAACAUACUUCUGGUUAUGACAACAAAGCUAAUAUCACUCUUCUCUGGUCUUCCCCUGUUGGGUGCACCUAUCGACUUCAUGUUGAAGGAAAUAACAUGUUCGGCACCGGUGGUGGUAGCUGGUCUAACGCAUCGGCAUUCAUAUACACCAAUUAUCUGCCCUACGUUGACCCUGGUUCGGAUUCGUACCAGGUCAAUAACACGGGAGACUGUCGGGGGCGUGAGAUCCUGGUUUUGAGCGAGUCAUGGGCCAAAAAGCCACAGGCGGCCUACAGUGCCCAUCUCUGCGCCACGAAGUACUACAUGGCCAACGUGACGGCCUCGGUCGAUCUAUCAAGCAACGAGCCCUCCAUCUCUUUUGAUGAAAGCGAGUAUGAUCGAAAGAAGACUAUUAUUCCCGAAAAGCUGCUGAACACCACGCAAUUGCAACAGCUUGCCCUUAACCCUUACUGGGCGAGCUACAUGAUUUCAAUGCUCUACCAGAAUGACAUGCCGAUUUUGGGUGGGCCUGCGAUUCUUCUUGGGGCUAGCUACGGUUUCAACAUGACAGACAUACUACAUGACCCGAACAUGACCCAGCGUGCGGGGGAGGUCAAACAACGCUUUUUCGGCGAAGCACUGCAGGCAUCGGUGACUCAUCAGGGUGCAUCUGAAGAGGUCCCCAUCAAUGGCCAAAUCACUGCCUUCGAGAAACGGGUAGUGGUUGUCAAGGGUCCUGCUGUUGCGUUGGCUGUUCUGCUUUUCCUCUCUUUCUGUCUCUUGCUUGUUGUUUGGCGGUGCUCUCGACUACGACAAAGACCUUUGAACUUGAAGAGUGAUCCUGCCACCACGGCCGAGGUGGCGAGUUUAGUGACACAUGACAGUAAAAUCAGAUCGUCUUUCAGUGGCCUCAGUGUGACCCCGGCGAAGGAAAUGCAGAAGCUCUUGCAAGGACGUCAUUACCACACUGAGCCUCAGGCCCUCUCCGAAAUACGUCGCGAUCCUUUGCAAUCUGAUAACACAUCUCCCGAAGUGUCAAAGUCUGAUCCCGCUCGACCAUCCACCUGGAUCCCUGGGGUGCUUCGUCUCGCUACGCUUUUAGGUCUGGUCAUAUCGCUCGCCGCAGUCAUCGUCGGCAUCGCUGUGUUGUACCACUUUGCCGAGGGUUCUCAGCUGUACCAGAAAUUCUUCGUCUAUCAAGCCAACAUCUCGAUCUUCAAUAAGAACAUCCCUACGGUGGCGCCCUUUUCCAUCAUUCCAACCCUGAUAGCUGUUGGGAUUGGCCUAUGGUGGAGUGCUAUCGACGACAACUUUCGCCGCCUCCAGCCAUUCCUUGCUAUGUCAAAUGGCCGGCCCAAAUUUUCGCAGGGCAUCAGUUUGUCAUACCAGUCGUCUUAUUGGGUCUGGGCAGCCGUCAAAGCCGCCAGAAAUCGACACUGGCUAUUAUUAUUGGUCACGCUGGGAGCAACCUUGACACCAAUCUUUACCACAGCCAUGUCAGCACUUUUCGAACGAGAAUCUGGCAAUAUCGCGCAGACACUCGACCUUCAGCGUGGGUUGGAAAUCCGCCGGAUUCCGUUUCUCUUUGAAACGCGGCAAUCGGAAAUCAACCAUGAGCCUGAUGAGUACGCAGCGAGGAUUGUGGGUGAUCUCUUCCAAAACCUCUCGACGCACUGGAUGUACACUGCUUCAAACCAACUUAUUUUGAACGGCUCCCAGCCGGCCUGGAGCAAAGAUGGCUGGAGCUUUGUCCCCUUGGAUCUGAGCAACGCCACCACUUCCCUGUCGAGCGUGGGUAAAAAUGCGUCUGCUUCGGCUCUUGGACGCAAUUUGAACCAACAUAGCGCAACGCACGCAUCUCCAUUCAAUGUCUCUUUUGUUACACCUGCCAUCCGGGGCCGUAUUGAAUGCAGCAGUGACGGAGCCGAGGGUCUUCGCAAUCUCUCUUCCUGGAUGUCUCUAUGGAACCCUGGUCCAAACGAUACUGUUGUCCCAGAAGUCACCUCGGGAUUUGAACUGGGUGCAUCAUAUGGAAACCGAGACUUUCCAAGCAUGAUCUUUCCGCCCGAGCCAGGACGCAACUGGACUAACUGCGAGCGAUGUACUUCCAUAUACGUCAAUCCUUCUCAGAUAAUAUGCUGUGGUAAUUCAACCAGCAGUCCCCCCAAUUCAACUGUUGCGGUUGGUUACUGGUCUCCAAACCUUAGUCCAUAUACAUGGACACCACGAACCUGGGAGCAUAAUUUCACAGCCAAGUGGUUUACUGGUACUGCUACGUCAGUCACCUUGACCAAGGAUAUCUCCGAUCCUAUGCAGCGUCUUGUAUUCAGCCAGCCACCCAACACUGUCGUCAUGAAUUGCAUGCCGCUAGUUGAAAGCGCCAACGCGAGGGUCACGGUUAAUCCUAGUACUGGUGAUAUCCAGGCGUUCAAUAUUCUUGAUAAACCAGAGACUCUGGAUGAUGCUUUUUCGGAUAAUUUCUUGAUUCAUAAUGGAACGCACAGAGAUCCAGAAGAUCUAGGGUACUUGGUCUUCAACACCACCAUAAGUUAUGGUCGUCUCUUCAUGUCGUCUAUGCUCACAGCCGCCAGCACUCUGAACCUCGCAGGCAACCGCGUCAUAGGCUUCACAACCGAGAACACAGACGACAACACUUACACAAUCCGCGACGAAACCAACGGCCUCAACAUGGAUUUCAUGACGUACGCUAUGUACUCCCUCGCAGGCAAAGACCCCUCCGCCCUCAUCGACCCAGAUACCUUCACCAAGUACGCCUCCCAAACGUUCUCGACCUUCUUCCAGCACUUCGCAAGCAACAACAUCUCGCUCGAAACCGGCAGCUGGGCCUACCAGCCCAUCAACGCCAGCUUACCCCACGACCUCGCUCCAGCCGUCGACGACAUCUUCACGCGCAAUCCAAACCCCGCGACGACUCAAGAUGUGAUUCACCCGAUCUCGCACACCAACCGCACCGUAAGCGCACGCGCAACCCGCCGCGUUGAACUCAUGCGCAUGAACGACGUCGCUGUAUGGCUGAGCAUCGGCAUCCUCGGCUGGCUAAUCCUCACCACAGCCGUGGUGGCGCUCCUCCAACGGCGAUUCCUGGGCCGCAUGAUGCGCAACGUCGAAUGCAUGGGCGACGUCCUGGUUAUGAUUGCCGGCAGCGACAACUUGAUCCGAGUGGUGCGGGAAAUCCAAGCGGGUCGGGUAUCGGCGGCGGAUACCGGGAAUCUGCGAACGAGAUUGGGGUGGUUCCUGGAUCAGAACGGUGAAGUGAGAUGGGGCAUUGAAUUGGAGAGGCAGGUUCUCGAUGGCCCAGAAGUUGAAUGGGUGGAUGGUCCCCAAGAAGACAGGGAAAAGACGGGGAGUCAGAUCACAGCCAGACCGAAGUAG